Lingula anatina is the source of this 2008-nucleotide messenger RNA. RefSeq lists its product as uncharacterized. The record is from RefSeq and is a predicted model, not a curated record. NCBI's taxonomy places the organism in Eukaryota, Metazoa, Brachiopoda, Lingulata, Lingulida, Lingulidae.
CAUGUUACAUCAGGUCAGUCAUCGUACAGGUGCUUCACAGGGAUGAUCUGAGUCACAAAACAAUCGAAGGGAAAAUGAUGUCUAAAGUUUGGUUUCUUCUGAUUUUCGUCAUACAUAUUUGGAACUUUGAAACCUCAGAUUCCGCCCUGAUAAAACGAUGUCCGUCCCACAGCACGGGGUUAUUCCAGAUGACACCAAACACGUGGUCUACCGCACAGCCCCUAGGAACCACCACCGGACGGAAACUUGUCCACUGUUUGGGAUUCUGCUUGCUCAACGACGGCUGUCUCUCUGUGAGCUAUUUUCCCUCAAGGAAGGAGUGCGUCCUUUACUCCGUCCUUCCUGGCGCGGAUAUGAUCGAGGAGCGCCAAGGAUGGAAUCUGUAUGUUCCCAAGUCUGAACAGCCGCCAUGCAGCCAGGAUGUAUUAAUGACUACUGCAAGUAAGAAGACCACAACAACCCCAGCACCAGUGGUGGCAAUGGAAGAACCACUGGUGGCAAUGGAAGAACCACUGGAAGCAGAAGAAGUGACAACCACAACAACCCCAGCACCAGUGGUGGCAAUGGAAGAACCACUGGUGGCAAUGGAAGCACCACUGGAAGCAGAAGAAGUGACGACCACAACAACCCCAGCACCAGUGGUUGCAAUGGAAGAACCACUGGUGGCAAUGGAAGAACCACUGGAGGCAGAAGAAGUAACGACCACAACAACCCCAGCACCAGUGGUGGCAAUGGAAGAACCACUGGUGGCAAUGGAAGAACCACUGGAAGCAGAAGAAGUGACAACCACAACAACCCCAGCACCAGUGGUGGCAAUGGAAGAACCACUGGUGGCAAUGGAAGAACCACUGGAGGCAGAAGAAGUGACGACCACAACAACCCCAGCACCAGUGGUGGCAAUGGAAGAACCACUGGUGGCAAUGGAAGAACCACUGGAGGCAGAAGAAGUGACGACCACAACAACCCCAGCACCAGUGGUGGCAAUGGAAGAACCACUGGUGGCAAUGGAAGAACCACUGGAGGCAGAAGAAGUGACGACCACAACAACCCCAGCACCAGUGGUGGCAAUGGAAGAACCACUGGUGGCAAUGGAAGAACCACUGGAGGCAGAAGAAGUGACGACCACAACAACCCCAGCACCAGUGGUGGCAAUGGAAGAACCACUGGUGGCAAUGGAAGAACCACUGGAGGCAGAAGAAGUGACGACCACAACAACCCCAGCACCAGUGGUGGCAAUGGAAGAACCACUGGUGGCAAUGGAAGAACCACUGGAGGCAGAAGAAGUGACGACCACAACAACCCCAGCACCAGUGGUGGCAAUGGAAGAACCACUGGUGGCAAUGGAAGAACCACUGGAGGCAGAAGAAGUGACGACCACAACAACCCAGGCACCAGUGGUUGCAAUGGAAGAACCACUGGUGGCAAUGGAAGAACCACUGGAGGCAGAAGAAGUGACGACCACAACAACCCCAGCACCAGUGGUGGCAAUGGAAGAACCACUGGUGGCAAUGGAAGAACCACUGGAGGCAGAAGAAGUGACGACCACAACAACCCAGGCACCAGUGGUUGCAAUGGAAGAACCACUGGUGGCAAUGGAAGAACCACUGGAGGCAGAAGAAGUGACAACCACAACAACCCCAGCACCAGUGUUGGCAAUGGGAGAACCACUGGUGGCAAUGGAAGAACCACUGGAGGCUGAAGAAGUGACAACCACAACAUCCCCAGCACCAGUGGUGGCAAUGGAAGAACCACUGGAGGCAGAAGAAGUGACGACCACAACAACCCCAGCACCAGUGGUGGCAAUGGAAGAACCACUUGUGGCAAUGGAAGAACCAGUGGUGGCAAUGGAAGAACCACUGGUGGCAGAAGAAGUGACGACCACCACAACCACAACCACAACCACAGCACGGAGAAAAGGCUGAAUGACUUUGAACAGACAUGAAUGGAAAUACAAGCAAUAUGGUAUACAUGCACUAUCACAAGUGGAAUUCUCUUUUGAUGUGGUCUG